AUGGCAAUGGAUUUGAGAGUGGGGAAUAAAUAUCGAAUAGGAAGGAAGAUUGGUUCUGGCUCCUUUGGCGACAUUUAUCUUGGUACUAAUAUCAUUAAUGGUGAAGAAGUUGCCAUUAAACUUGAAUCGACCAAAGCUAAACAUCCACAAUUAGAAUACGAAGCUAAAGUAUACAAAACACUUGCCGGUGGUGUGGGCAUCCCGUUUGUGCGCUGGUACGGCACAGAAUGCGAUUACAAUGCAAUGGUGAUUGACCUACUCGGUCCAUCAUUGGAAGAUUUAUUCAACUUUUGUAAUCGUAAAUUUUCAUUAAAAACAGUAUUGUUAUUGGCCGACCAAUUGAUAUCUCGCAUUGAAUAUAUUCAUUCCAAGAAUUUCAUUCAUCGAGACAUUAAACCAGAUAACUUCUUGAUGGGUAUUGGCAAACGUGGCAAUCAAGUUAACGUAAUUGAUUUUGGACUUGCAAAGAAAUAUCGUGACCCAAAGACACAUUUGCAUAUUCCAUACAGAGAAAAUAAGAAUUUGACAGGCACAGCUCGAUAUGCUAGUAUCAAUACUCACUUGGGAGUCGAACAAUCCCGUCGUGACGAUCUGGAAUCCCUUGGGUACGUGAUGAUGUACUUUUGUCGUGGUUCACUUCCAUGGCAAGGUCUGAAAGCUGCCACCAAAAAGCAAAAAUAUGAUCGUAUCAUGGAGAAAAAGAUGACCACGCCAACAGAACUCUUGUGCCGCGGAUUCCCAAAUGAAUUCGCUAUCUACUUGAAUUAUACACGUUCACUUCGGUUCGACGAUAAGCCGGACUAUAGUUACUUAAGAAAAUUAUUCAGAGAUUUGUUUGUUCGUGAAGGAUUCCAAUAUGAUUAUGUGUUCGACUGGACGAUUUUCAAAUACGAUAAAGAAGCUAAAGGACAACACGCGCCAAUGGCAAUCGCCGAUGAAACACCAAAUGAUCAAGGUGAAGAUGAUCGCAAAGACACCAAACGUGUGCCAUCAUCUUCUCGACAAGCUAAUGCAGGAAUUACUACGGAUCAAUCAGCUCCUUCGAUGCGCCGUCCUAACAAGGGACCAAUUCAUGGUAAUCCGCCGAUUAGUUCUACACGGCAAUCUGCAGCAUCACCCACUCAAAUCGUAUCUGGAGGAAAUUCAAGAGUAACAUCAGUUCCAAGGCGUAAAAUGGCAAUUGGUCAAGAGACAAAUGCUGUUCCAUUAGAUAAUACUCGAGUGGCAGCGGGUUCCGAUCGACUCCUUCGUAGUCAAACCAAAAAUCAGGCGCAACCCGGAUAUAACGUCAAUUCAUUCCGAGUCAAAAGAGAAGACCCAUCGUCCGGAAGUGGCGGAUGGUAUUAA
Molecule: messenger RNA, 1347 nt
Organism: Ambispora gerdemannii
Lineage: Eukaryota; Fungi; Glomeromycota; Glomeromycetes; Archaeosporales; Ambisporaceae
Source: the annotation of a GenBank genome assembly